Messenger RNA from Panthera uncia (snow leopard), 1106 nucleotides. RefSeq names its product high mobility group protein B2-like. Gene Ontology annotation, cellular component: nucleus. The record is from RefSeq and is a predicted model, not a curated record. Gene Ontology annotation, biological process: regulation of transcription by RNA polymerase II. Bases 1 to 972 code for a protein of 323 amino acids. The transcript is spliced from 3 exons. Lineage: Eukaryota; Metazoa; Chordata; Mammalia; Carnivora; Felidae. Gene Ontology annotation, molecular function: DNA binding, bending.
AUGAAAUACCGAUGUGACCGGGAAGGACAACGAGAAGGAGCAAAAGUCAAAGGUUCUGUUUCAGCAAAUGUUAUAUUUGGGAUAUCCAUUGGACAUUCAAGCAGAGAUGCCAAGUCCUCUGUAGGCCAGAGAGAGAAAGAAAAUUUUCCUAAAAAUGCUUUCCCUCAGCCUAUUGUAAAAGAAAGUACGCUGGAAAAAUCGAACAAGAAACUGAAAAAGGCAGAUAAACCAGUUCACGCCGGAGCCCUGGGAAGGAAGCGUCUCUGUUGGAUCCGGCCCCUCCGCGGGACUCUGAGGAAAAGCUACCUCCAGGUAGACACCGUCUGUCACCAUGGUAAAGGAGACCCCAACAAGCCACGGGGCAAGAUGUCCUCGUACGCCUUCUUCGUGCAGACCUGCCGGGAAGAGCACAAGAAGAAACACCCAGACUCUUCGGUCAAUUUCGCUGAAUUCUCCAAGAAAUGUUCCGAGAGAUGGAAGACCAUGUCUGCGAAGGAAAAGUCGAAAUUUGAAGAUAUGGCAAAAAGUGACAAAGCUCGCUAUGACAGGGAGAUGAAAAAUUAUGUUCCUCCCAAAGGAGACAAGAAAGGAAAGAAGAAAGACCCCAAUGCUCCUAAAAGGCCUCCAUCUGCAUUCUUCCUGUUUUGUUCUGAACAUCGCUCAAAGACCAAAAGUGAACACCCUGGUUUAUCCAUUGGGGAUGCUGCAAAAAAAUUGGGUGAAAUGUGGUCUGAACAGUCAGCCAAAGAUAAACAACCAUAUGAACAGAAGGCGGCUAAGCUAAAAGAGAAGUAUGGAAAGGAUAUUGCUGCAUAUCGCGCCAAGGGCAAAAGUGAAGCGGGAAAGAAGGGCCCUAGUAGGCCUACAGGUUCAAAGAAGAAGAAUGAACCAGAGGGUGAGGAGGAAGAGGAGGAAGAGGAGGAGGAGGAGGAAGAUGAAGAUGAUGAGGAAGAGGAGGAAGAUGAAGCAUAAAUGGCUAUCCUGUAAUGAUAUGUGUGGAGUGUGCGUGUGUGCUCAGGCAAUUGUUUUGCUAAGAAUGUGAAUUCAAGUGCAGCUCAAUAUUAGCUUCAGUAUAAAAACUGUACAGAUUUUUGUAUUUUGCAUAG